AUGGAGAAUACAACUAAGAUAUGGUCUUUUGUGCUGGCUGCCUAUGGUAACAUUGGAGAUUUAAAAUACCUUUAUUUCAGCAUAAUGCUGUUAUGGUACCUCUCAAUUUUUGCAGCCAACGCAGUCCUUAUAGUUAUCAUAUAUGUUGACAGAAGGUUGCAUGAACCAAUGUAUAUUUUUCUAUGUAAUUUAUUUGUUAAUGAAAUAGCUGGCAGCACAUCACUGUAUCCUCUUAUGCUCUCACAGAUGUUAUCAGAUACACAUGAAGUGACCCUGCCGUGGUGUUUUCUGCAGAUGUGCUGUAUCUACAUAUGUGGAUCUGUUGCGUUUUGUAGUUUAGCAGCUAUGGCCUAUGAUAGGCAUGUCUCAAUAUGUUAUCCUUUCCGCUACAACAUCAUUAUGAACACAGGAAAAGUAGUUAUGAUAGUGCUGGUUAUAUGGAUGUAUUCAAUCAUUAGUUUUAUUUUCUCAUUUUCAUUUCUCAUAAGUUUGAAAUUUUGUGGAAAUAUAAUUGACAAGGUUUUUUGUGACCACCACUUGGUGAUGAAGCUUGCAUGUUCAAUCUCAACUCUUGAUAACAUGUCCGACCUGCUUUUUGCAUUUAUAACUAUGGCUAUCCCAUUUAGUCUCAUUUUAGUCUCUUACAUGAAGAUUUUGGCUGUGUGUCUGCAUACUUCUAGAGAAACCAAGCAAAAAGCUGUAACUACCUGCACACCUCAGAUUGUCUCAAUUUCAAACAUGUUUGUUGGCUGUAUUUUCCAUUUUGUUGAUUCCAGGAUUGAUGUUGCUCAUGUGCCAGACAAAAUACGCAUUAUUUUAUCAGUAUACCUCCUCGUUUGCCAACCUAUUGUCACUCCUUUUAUGUAUGGAUUUAAUCUACCAAAGAUAAGGGAUUCAUUACAGAGAUUUGUGGUUACUAGAAAAAAAAUAUUUUUUUAA
Messenger RNA from Labrus bergylta (ballan wrasse), 939 nucleotides. RefSeq names its product olfactory receptor 2K2-like. The record is from RefSeq and is a predicted model, not a curated record. Gene Ontology annotation, cellular component: membrane. Gene Ontology annotation, molecular function: G protein-coupled receptor activity; odorant binding; olfactory receptor activity. Gene Ontology annotation, biological process: detection of chemical stimulus involved in sensory perception of smell; G protein-coupled receptor signaling pathway. Lineage: Eukaryota; Metazoa; Chordata; Actinopteri; Labriformes; Labridae.